Molecule: messenger RNA, 783 nt
Organism: Lycium ferocissimum
Lineage: Eukaryota; Viridiplantae; Streptophyta; Magnoliopsida; Solanales; Solanaceae
Product: non-functional pseudokinase ZED1-like
Exons: 1
Coding region: 1-783 (260 amino acids)
Biological process (GO): protein phosphorylation; cell surface receptor signaling pathway
Cellular component (GO): plasma membrane
Molecular function (GO): protein serine/threonine kinase activity; ATP binding
Source: RefSeq, a predicted model, not a curated record
AUGAAACGUAAGCAUGACCAUGUCAUACGUGACAUAGUAAUUUCUAGUGAAAUGAGUUACCACAAAAAUGUUCUCAAAAUUAUAGGCUAUUGCUUAGAGUUUGACAGGGUAGCUUUGGUUUACGAAUAUUCACAAUUUGACUAUCUCUUCAACUGUACUGAAUUCUUGACAUGGGAAAAAAGAGUUAAAAUUGCUAUAGAUAUUGCAAGUGUGAUUCUUUAUCUUCACACUGAAUUUCCAAGACCAAUUAUUCAUAGGAAUUUAACCUCCAAUAAUGUGAUUUUGGACCAAAAUGGGGUUGUGAAAUUGUACAAUUUUGAAUGUUGUAUACCACUUCCAGUUGGUAAAGUACACGUACAGGAUGAGUUAAUAGGGACAGUUGGUUACUUAGAUCCUGAAUAUGUGUGGUCUAGUAAUGUUACACUAAAAUCAGAUGUUUUUAGCUUUGGUCUGUUUAUGCUUAUGUUGUUGAGUGGGAAAGAAAUUAAGGUAAAUCAUGAGGGAAAAUAUUAUAGUGACGAUUAUGGUUUGAUUUCUUUGGAGAAUUAUGCAUCACUAUGUAUUGAGAACAAUAAGUUAGAGGAUAAUCUUAUUGAUUCCAAGAUUUUGCAAGAGGAACAAAAGAAGUUGAAGGCAUUUUUGAAUUUGGCUUUGAGAUGUGCUAAAAAAGUUGGAGAAAAUAGGCCAAAUAUGAUUGAUGUUGCUAGAGAGCUUCAAAGAAUCAAGAAGGGUGAGUUGCAAGCAUUGUUGCCUACAAUGGAGUGUCUUAUUGUCUGGAAUUGA